Messenger RNA from Punctularia strigosozonata HHB-11173 SS5, 705 nucleotides. RefSeq lists its product as uncharacterized. Gene Ontology annotation, molecular function: cellulose binding. The record is from RefSeq and is a predicted model, not a curated record. Gene Ontology annotation, biological process: carbohydrate metabolic process. The transcript is spliced from 6 exons. Gene Ontology annotation, cellular component: extracellular region. Bases 1 to 705 code for a protein of 234 amino acids. NCBI's taxonomy places the organism in Eukaryota, Fungi, Basidiomycota, Agaricomycetes, Corticiales, Punctulariaceae.
AUGUCAAGGAAAGUCAUCACCUUCCUCGCCCUCGCUUUGAUAACUGCGGUUGCCCGAGCACAAUCCGGCGCAUAUGGACAGUGCGGUGGAAUCGGCUGGUCUGGGGCCACGACAUGUGUCUCUGGAUACGCAUGCACCGUGCUGAACACAUACUAUUCGCAAUGCCUCCCGGGUGCCGCAUCGGCUUCGCCGCCGCCGGUCAGCACGACUGUCCCGACGUUCAGCCCGACAACUGUGACACCGAACCCCACCACCUCAGACCCGAUGACCAGCAUACCCGCAACGACCACGUCGGCUGCAGCACCCACGGGAUCUCAGCUUCGCACAGACCAAGACCCGGUAUACCACUUCUACCUGCAAGAUCUGAACGGGGUUCCUGUCCUUGGCCCGGAGGCUUCUUCCGGCUAUUUCGACAUAUCAGGCGGUACCAUCUCCCUUGCCGCCUCCUCGGGCACGCUAUAUCUGAACGCCAUCGAGUCCGUCUCGACAUCCUACAAGCCGCUCGUCUUCAACUCUACCGCUAUCACCACUGAUUGGGGUCUCGAGGGCGAUACAAUCAUCACCACCAACCCACGGCAACUCAACUUCGUCGCGUGUCCCACGAGCGACACGACCAUAUGGAGCCUCUACUUACAGGAGGGAAGUGACGAGCCGAGUAGUGCAUGCGCCAACUACAUGACUCUGCACUUGCCGUGUCUGUGCUGA